GGCAUCUCUUCCUCAAACCCUCUUCCUCCUCCCCCUCUCUUUCCUCACCCACCCAUCUGUCUCUACCAUGCUCUCUGUCUACCUCGAUGCAGAGGGAGUCUCUCGCGAGCAGACGCUGGUGGAGGUCAAUCUCUCCCCACUACCUUCUGUCGACGACGUCCUCGAUGCUGCAGAGGCCGUGAUGGGACGUCGUGUUCUCGUCGGCUACGUCUUCAACCGCCAGCAGCCCAUCCGUGCCAUGCACACACUCUCCUUUGAUGACGCCCCGUCUCGGCCGCAUUUGACAUCGGCCGAUGAUCAGAUCUCGUCCAUCUCGCUCGCCCCCCGCAUCGCCUGGUCGGACACGUGGCUCAUCAUCGCUCCAGCCGAUGCACAUCGCCGGGCCAGGCUCAGCCCCUGCCCCGUCUACCUCAUUCUCUACUGGAUCUGUUGCCUCGUCUGCGUUGUCGGCAUCGACGGCGCCAACGGCACAGCUGCGCUGGUCGUCGUUCUCCAUCCGUCGUGGGAGCUGGUGGAUCCGCAGCAGGUACGAUUGCAGGCGGCGGGCGGCGGAGGAGCAGCGCAAGCCGCCCGCUUUGCGGUCGAAGUGGUCCGCAGCGGUACCGUUCCGCUUCUCACCGCUAGCAUUGACGUCGAUCUGGAGCUGGCGACCACGCUCGAUGAGUUCAGCCCGGGCUCGGCGUGGAAGCUGUUUGAAGAUCAAGUGGCCAGCGCGCUGGGACUGGAUGCGGUAGUGGUGAAGGCGCCCAACGGGGCGACGCUCAGGCAGAUGGAGAAGCUGCAGCCGGGGCUUCGGUAUGCUGUGAGCCGGCGGCCAGUCGUAGUUGAUCUCACCGCCGCCAGUUGGAGCGAGAGCGACAGCUACAGCGAUGAUGACCGCGAUCUAUUUGUUUGCCGUGCUCCGCGCACUGUUACGACGCUCCGUCGCCUGUGUGUGGAGAUGGUGGCAAGUGACAGCCAGCGGUGGCCGGAGGAGGUUCUCCAGCGCGAGUUUGCCAGCAACGAACGGUGCCUACAGCUUGUUCAAGAUCAUCGUGCUGCGUUUUGCAACGAUGACGACGUGGUGUGUGUAGCCGGGCCCUCGGGUGGAGGUGCGAGCUGUGAGGCGGCGGCUGUGUUCAGUGCUUCGUCUCAGGACGCACUCUCACAGUUUUCGGCGGGUAUGGACGAGCUGCUGGCGCCGACGCGGGCAACCGGAGCGGUCUUUCACGUGGGUGCCGACUCGCAAGUCGACCUCGACGCGGCCUUUGCACGGUCGCUGUGGGAGGCCGAGCAAGAUCUCAUGCGCAAGGCGCAGGAGCAAGAAGCAGCAGAUGCCGCUUUCGCGCGACAGUUGGCGGCGCAGGUGGCCGAGGCCGAAGCAGACGUGGCAGCGGCGGCGGCUGACGCCGAGCUGGCACGCAAGAUUGCACGCAAAGAGCGCGAGCGGCUGGUGGCUCAAGAAGCGGCGUCUCUCAAGCUGGCGCGCGAGCUGGAGCGCGACGAGGCGCGGCGAGCGAGCCAAGAGACGCGGGUGGCUAACGAUGCAGCCAUUGCGCGCGAGCUGGCGGCCGAGCUGGAGGCGGCCGAGAAAGAGCGGCGUGCGCGCGAGGCACAGCGGCGCAAGCAGGAUGCAGACGCGCGGCUGGCGGCACGGUUGGCGGUAGAGGAGGCCCAGCGAGCUGCUGCGGCCGCCCGGAGGGGGGAGGUUGUUCCAUCGGCGCACUCCUUCACGCUCGACUCGUCGAUGCAAGACCUGAGGGAUACAGGAAUUCUGGCUGCACUGCGAUCAAUAUCGUUCCCGCCGGGCUCGACGCUGGAGAUGGUGAUCCGGCCCGAGCUGCUGAAACGGUUUCGGCAGCGCCGACGCGCAUACGAGGCGGCGUACGGCGACGCGCGGGCCCAGCCUGUGGUGGCGUUCCACGGGACGAGCCAGAACGCGGCGGGCGGGAUCACGGAGAAGGGCUUCUUGAUGCCAGGUACAGUGGGUGCACGUAACGGCGCGAUGUACGGUCGCGGCAUCUACGCCUCGCCCGAACUCAACUUUGCCUGCAAGUACUCGCGCGGAGCAGUUCUGGUUGCUGUCUGCCUCCUCGGCAACGCUGUGGUCAUCGACAACAAGGCGCAAGUCUCGCGGAAGGGGUGCAUCAGCGGAUACGACUCGCACGUCUCGGCCGACAUGAAGCAGUAUGUGUUCUUCAACGUCUCCCAGAUUCUGCCGUGUUUUGUCCUCCGCUCCGGCUCGAACGGGGCCUCGUUUGGCGGUUCUGGCGUUGUCGCCGACACUCCGUCGUUCCUCUCCACCGCGACGCGCAACUCGCAUCUUAGCACCAAGCGCAACGCUCGAGCCAGCCGCAAGCGCCAGAAGCGCAACUUGCCACAUCGCUAA
Molecule: messenger RNA, 2368 nt
Organism: Thecamonas trahens ATCC 50062
Lineage: Eukaryota; Apusomonadida; Apusomonadidae
Exons: 2
Coding region: 68-2368 (766 amino acids)
Molecular function (GO): NAD+ poly-ADP-ribosyltransferase activity
Source: RefSeq, a predicted model, not a curated record